UUAAAAUAACAAUUAUUAGGUUUGUUUAGAAUGGAUAUGAAGCAAGAAAUAUCUCAGCGACUUCCUGUUGACACGGGGACGGCACCAGAGUGCGCUGGUUGUCAGAAAGUUAUCAAAGAGAGAUACCUACUAAAGGCUCUGGACCAGUUCUGGCACGAGGACUGUCUCAAGUGUACCUGUUGUGACUGUAGACUUGGAGAGGUGGGCUCCACUCUCUUCACCAAGGCCAAUCUCAUCCUCUGCAAGAGAGAUUAUCUCAGAUUGUUCGGUACCACUGGUGUUUGUUCAGCUUGUAACAAAACCAUCCCAGCCUUCGAGAUGGUGAUGAGAGCCAGAGGAAACGUGUAUCAUCUGGAGUGUUUCGCUUGUCAGCAGUGUAACCACAGGUUCUGCGUUGGAGACAGAUUUUAUUUGUACAACAACAGAGUGUUAUGCGUAUAUGAUUACGAAGAACGAGUUUUAUUCGCCAAUCUGCCCUAUACAGGAGACAGCCUUACGCAGCUGAAGAAACAGACGGAGAGCUUGAUUUCUGGUGUUAAAGAUGACGCUUCGAGUGGCUACGGUAGUCCGGACUCGUUAGUUAGCGAAGGGAAAUAGAACAUAUGUUUAGAAUCUGAUGGUUACAAACUGUGAUCAGCGAGUGACUGGAUUCUAUAGAUAACUAAGACCGUUAACGUAAGAUUCGAAAUAAGUCAACCGGAACCCAAAUUAAUCACGCUGUUCUCAUUAAUUCUGGAACAAACCCUAUCAAAAUACCCCGCACACGAUCUGGAUAACGAUGUCCUCUGUUAUGAUGACACGUGUAGUUGAAAUCUGUUACGAAAGUGUGACGUUUCAAACGUUCUCAGUGAAAACACUGAGUUCACCGACAAAAAAACUCUAUACUCAAGAAUAUGAAACCGAUAACAGGUUUCACUGAAUCUACUUGUGUAUUUCCAGAUUCGGUAGUCUUUAAUUUGUGGUGUGAGCUGGAGACUGUUCACUGAAGCUUGGACUAAACUAAUAACUAAAAAAUAGUGUACUUGCAUUGCGCGUCUACCGAAAGAGGGAGAUUUACAUAAUAAGUAUUUAUGUUUCCAAAUUUUUUGUUAGCUUGUGAACGAACUGUGACAUUAGAGUUCAUGACGCCAAUCAGAAUGAACGCAUCACGAACUUCAAUUUCAAACUUGUUGAUGUUGUAUAUAUAUUUUUUAGGCUUGAGUGCUUGUCGUGUACGUUCUACUGACGUGGAUACAAUACAGCUAAAGAACGUUCAUAAAAUUAACUGUUUUUUUUAUGUGACUUGAGUAUCAACCAUCUGGAAACUGUGGUCAUGCUCUCUUUUUUUUUACUCUAGUGAGAGAGGAUUGACAGGGAUUAUAACUGGUGUUUUUCUGUUAUUUUAUAAGUAAUGUGUGUGCUGAGAUGUUUUUUUUUGCUAUGUAUUAGUCCAAUUCACACACACACACACAUAAAAAAUCUAUAAACAUAUAUAUGCACAUCUGAACUGUUCUAUGUUGCCCCUGUGGUUUGAAUAUGCACAUCUGAACUGUUCUAUGUUGCCCCUGUGGUUUGAAUAGCUAUGGGAUUACAAAAGUAUUGUAAAAUUGAGAUAAAUAUUUUGACGAAUGAAUUUAAAUUUUAACUAUAUAUAUUUCUUUAUCUUAAAAUAAUCAACUUUGCCAUUCAAGGUUUAGAAGAACAUUCCAGACUUGAUUAAUGUCUUCUGGUCUAUGCUAAUCAAGCCAUUCCAAAAUCCCUCAUGAGCAUGCUGUGUUAUACAAUAACGAUAGAACUGUACACAAGAACACCAACUCUACAGAUAAGUACGGUAACCAUGUCUAUAUAAAAACACCAUCCAUCCAGAUAAUACAGCUUCAGUAAGUACGGUAACGAUGUCUAUAUAAAAAACACCCUCCUUCCAUAUAAUACAGCUUCAGUAAAGUACGGUAACCAUGUCUAUAUAAAAACAUCAUCCAUCCAGAUAAUACAGCUUCAGUAAGUACGGUAACCAUGUCUAUAUAAAAACCCCAUCCUUCAAUAUAAUACAGCUUCAGUAAGUACGGUAACCAUGUCUAUAUAAAAACAUCAUCCAUCCAGAUAAUACAGCUUCAGUAUUAUUUUGUUCAUCUUGUCAUCAUCCCAUUUCUUCUCAACUCCUAUGAUAUUCUGAUAUUUUCUUUUCUAGAUCGAGAGUAAUGAACUAUCGUUCUUUUAUUUGUAUGUUUCAUUUAUUUAUAUUUUCAACGUUUGACUUCAUUGUCUGAAUUAGGUUAUAAUUUAUUGGCCGUUCUAACUGUCCGUGUUGUUCGAAAUGGUGUUUUUAAGUGUUUUAACACUCACAAAAAAGAAACCUAUCAUUCUAUGGGUAUUUGAAGAACUUGUAGCAUUCCGCAACAAUUUAAUUAUUCGUGUUUUUAGCCUACACUGGGCAACUGAUACAUACAUAGUUGAACAGAGUUGUUUAAACAUUUGUUUAACAACAAGUAAUAGCUUGGAAUGGUCUAUUCUUUCAUUGGGGGUAUGACUGGGCGCCAGACUAGUUUCGGAGAAUUCCACUCCUCAUCAGUGACUUGUUAAACAUAUGUUUAAACAACACUGUUCAUUUUUGUACCAAAUUCCCAGUGUAGGCUAAAAACACGAAGAACUAAAUUGUGGCGGAAUGCUACAAGUUCUUCAAAUACCUAUAGAAUGAUAGGUUUCUUUUUUGUGAGUGUAAAACACUUAAAUACACCAGUUCGAUUUUCGAUACCUCACUUCUAUAAAGGCUUGGUUUGGUCAGAAAUUUCAUUCGAUGGUCGUGCUCAGGGUCACUGAUCGGGAUUGGAAUUCUUCGUAACUAGUCUGACCCGCAAUGACGUGGUCAGGGUCACUGAUCAGGAUUGGAAUUCUCCGAAACUAGUCUGACCCGCAAUGACGUGGUCAGGGUCACUGAUCAGGAUUGGAAUUCUACGAAACUAGUCUGACCCGCAAUGACGUGGUCAGGGUCACUGAUCAGGAUUGGAAUUCUCCGAAACUAGUCUGACCCGCAAUGAAAGAAUUGACCAUCUCAAGCUUUUAUUUAUUGUUAAACAAAUGUUUAAACAACUCUGUUCAACUAUGUCCGUGUGGUCGUUUUUCGAUAUUUUUGACUACACUUACCAAAUGAAAACCCUCCUUGUCUAGAGAUGUAGUUUUUGUUCUCUUUACGCUUCCGAAUAAUAAUAUCUUCUUGAUCUGCGAAAUUUGUUCAUACUUUAUAAAACUGGACUUACCUCUACUUGUGAUCACAAUUAUUAGAUUUUACUUCAUCCGUUACCCAACUCUCACGGACUGCUUCGAAGCUCAUCAGUUUCAAAAUAAACGUGACAGCUGUAUUAAUUAUUAUUAUUAAUUAAACAAGUUAUUAUCGUCUUCUAUCCAUACUCUGUAAUACACUUUUUUUAUGUAUCUUUUUAACUUUAAAACUCUUUCAUAUUUUUAGGAAACUUGAGGAAAAGUAGAAGAUGAUCACUCAAUUGUUUCAUUAAAAAAAAAAAAAGUCAUACUUCUCUACGUCCACCAGAUGUCGCUUUAAGAGAAAUGUCUAGAUAAUUGUUUGUUGUAAAUGAGAUUAGAGCAAACUAUAGAAAGUAAAAUGGAGAGUCAUAAAGCUGAAGUUUUUGUUUUGUAUAUACAGUUUGUAUAUAGAAGAUAUAUAUAUAUAUAUAUAUGUAAAUUAUUUUGUUCUUUAGAAAUUAGCUGUGAUGUG
Messenger RNA from Limulus polyphemus (Atlantic horseshoe crab), 3709 nucleotides. Its product is annotated as LIM domain only protein 3-like. Gene Ontology annotation, biological process: positive regulation of transcription by RNA polymerase II. The record is from RefSeq and is a predicted model, not a curated record. Gene Ontology annotation, cellular component: nucleus. The coding region runs from base 31 to 597 and encodes 188 amino acids. Lineage: Eukaryota; Metazoa; Arthropoda; Merostomata; Xiphosura; Limulidae. The transcript is spliced from 4 exons. Gene Ontology annotation, molecular function: DNA-binding transcription factor binding; transcription coactivator activity.